CCGAUUGCUGUUGGAGAAGUCUGCAACUUGAAGACUGCAAUUGCCACUUAAACACCAGAUCCGCCCGCCGCUGCCACCCACCUUCACGGCGGCCCGACCAACUCCGCCGCCUAGAUACCAUAACAUCGGCUCUCCGGCUUUGCUGAGGAUCUAGAGCUGAAGUUGCUCGAUGAAAUGCCUCAGUGACUGAUUGCAGCUACAUUCGAUCUCAUAUUCCUGUGAAGAAUCAAACAUGACAUGGAUAGCCUUAAUCUUAGCAGUGCUAUUGCUCUGGUUUGCUUCUCUCUGCAAAGUUUUUCUGGAAUCUAUGUCCUCUUCAAAAUCAGCAUUCUUAAAUGAUGGUGCUAGUUCUAGAAGGAGAAAUGUCUUGGUGGUUAUUGCUCAUCCUGAUGAUGAGUCUAUGUUCUUUGCUCCUGUGAUUAAUUACCUGACUUCCAGGCAUCAUAAUGUACACAUACUUUGCAUGUCAACUGGCAAUGCAGAUGGCAUGGGAAGUGUUAGAAAAGAAGAGUUACAACUGGCCUCCGUGGUUCUCAAGAUUCCAGCACAGCAAGUGACUGUACUAGAUCAUCCACAUUUGCAGGAUGGUUUUGGCAAUGUGUGGAACUGGGAUUUGUUGGCUAGCAUCAUUAAUGACGAAACUCGUACCCAUUCUAUUGACUUGAUCAUUACAUUUGACAAUUACGGUAUCUCGGGUCAUUGCAACCACUGUGACGUUCAUCAAGGAGUAAGAAAGCUAAUGCAUGAUGCCUUGGGGGGAAGACAUCUCGAGGCCUGGGAGAUUAUAAGCCCUAACAUAGUGCGCAAGUACAUCGGACCAGUAGACAUUUGGUUAUCCAUCAUGCUUAGCCGACUUGAUAAAGAUGGACUAUCACAUUGCUUGCUUAACUUAGAUCUCCGUAAAAGUUAUGCAGCUAUGGCUCAACACUCCAGCCAAUGGGUUUGGUUCCGCAAAUUUUUUGUAACAUUUUCGAGUUGUACUUAUGUUAGCACCCUUAAGAAGAUCGCUGUCUAGGCGGAGGUCACGGAGCUAUGAUUUAUGGUCUUACAUCACCCAUGGUGAUUGGUGAGUGGAAUGAACCGAUACAUGAUAGUACUAUGAUAAUAGAGAUUAGCGAUGUUUUCAUUUCUAUUCCACAACAUUAGUUUUGAACAAAGAGUUUUUUGUGUGUUUGGAUUUUGCUAUGGACGAUUGGUGGCAACAUAUAUUUAUCUUUUUGGAUGACUUAAUUUUUCAAAACAAUACUA
Messenger RNA from Salvia splendens (bonfire salvia), 1248 nucleotides. RefSeq names its product probable N-acetylglucosaminyl-phosphatidylinositol de-N-acetylase. Lineage: Eukaryota; Viridiplantae; Streptophyta; Magnoliopsida; Lamiales; Lamiaceae. Gene Ontology annotation, molecular function: N-acetylglucosaminylphosphatidylinositol deacetylase activity. The transcript is spliced from 11 exons. Bases 233 to 1015 code for a protein of 260 amino acids. Gene Ontology annotation, cellular component: endoplasmic reticulum. The record is from RefSeq and is a predicted model, not a curated record.